AUGGAAUUGGUUUCUAAGCCAAACGCCACAGCUGCAGUGUGGGAGCAUUUCGGAUUCAAACAGAAUGCCCGUGGUGAACCACUGAAUGUGAGCGAGUCGGUGUGUCGCAUUUGUUGGAAAACAGUCGCAAUUAAAAGCGGCAACACAACAAACAUGCAUAUGCAUCUAAAACACAAUCAUCCGCUGCAGUUUUCCCAGUUGGGGAAAAAAAACACAACAAGUGGGCCGUUUUCCUCUUCCCGACAGAGCACAGUCACUGGGGCGUUUAGUCGACAAACAAAGUCCAAACAGGACAGUACGAAAUGGUGUACACUCACAGACAGUGUAGUUCGCUUCAUUGCUAAAGAGAUGCAGCCCUUUAGCAUCGUCGAAAAGCCAGCAUUUCAACGAAUGCUGCAAACAUUUGACAGACAGUAUGAAUUGCCUGGGAGAACAUACGUGUCACAAACGGCAAUUCCACAACUGUACAACAGCGUGAAAGACGACAUACUUAAGGAGAUCAAAGACAUCCAAUUUUACUCUGCCACUACAGAUAUGUGGUCAAGUUCAAACAUGACCCCGUAUAUGAGCUUGACUAUACACUACAUAACUGCUGACUGGACUCUGCAGUCCAAGUGUUUAGAGACCAGAUAUGUCCCAGAUAACUAUACUGCUGACACCCUGGAAGAAAACCUGAAGUCUGCUUUAGCAGACUGGGGACUGGAUGAGCACAAACUAGUCUGCAUCACUACAGACAAUGGUGCUAACAUUGUUGCUGCAAUAAGAAAUCUUGGCUGGCCAUGGCUUAAUUGUUUUGGCCACAACCUCCAUCUCGCUGUGUCCCAUGGUCUGGACAGCAACAAAGAUCGGACAGCUCGUGCCAUAGGACUCUGUAAAAGUUUGGUCAACGCAUUCAACCUGAGCUGGCUUAAGAGGAGAGACCUGAGGAAGGCACAGAGUGAGGCCAAUCUCCCCCAACACAGUCUAAUACUGGAUGUUGUCACACGAUGGGGCACUAAGCAGAAGAUGGAGCAACUCCCAGCCAUGAUUAAAGACGACCUUCUCUCUCCAGGCCCUGAUGAUACUGCACUGACAGCCAGUAUUAAACAAAACAUGUGCAGGGUACUGACUGAAAAAUACAGCUCACCUGCAAUUCAAGUCCUCCUUAGAAAGGCCACCAUCUUGGAUCCCAGAUAUCGUGGCAGCAUGGAGGAGGCAGGUGCAUUGGAUGAUGCCAAACAACAGCUUGUGGAAGAGCUACUGGACUUAGGACCAGAAGGAGAAGGUACUAGUGGUGAGAGCUGCAGCACAACCGCUGAAGGAAACAAGGAUGAACCUACUGCUGCUGCACCCACCAAGAAGAAGAGGCUGAGUGACCUUCUUCAAAACAGAAGAGUUCAUCUCACAAGUCAGGCCCAGGCUGCAUUUCCCAAAAGAGUGCAGGCUGAUGCAGAGCUGACCAAGUUCCUCCAAGAAGAUGCACUUGAUGCAUCUUGUGAUCCCUUGAUGUGGUGGCGUGACAAUCAAAAAAGAUAUCCUUUGAUGGCCAAGUUGGCCCAAAAAUACAUGUGCAACAAGCACCAGCUCAGAGAGAAUGUUUAG
Scomber japonicus (chub mackerel) is the source of this 1581-nucleotide messenger RNA. Its product is annotated as E3 SUMO-protein ligase ZBED1. The record is from RefSeq and is a predicted model, not a curated record. The transcript has 2 exons. Lineage: Eukaryota; Metazoa; Chordata; Actinopteri; Scombriformes; Scombridae. Bases 1 to 1581 code for a protein of 526 amino acids. Gene Ontology annotation, molecular function: DNA binding; protein dimerization activity.